Lotus japonicus is the source of this 1872-nucleotide messenger RNA. RefSeq names its product protein WVD2-like 4. The record is from RefSeq and is a predicted model, not a curated record. Lineage: Eukaryota; Viridiplantae; Streptophyta; Magnoliopsida; Fabales; Fabaceae. The transcript has 8 exons. Gene Ontology annotation, molecular function: microtubule binding. Bases 721 to 1677 code for a protein of 318 amino acids.
CAUGUUACAGGGAGUGGUGGUAGAAGAGUCAUUGUGGCAGUUCCUAUUAAUCUAUCUAUUCCAUUCAUUCAUUGAAAGCUUGUCCCACUUCAUCUUUCUUUCUUUCUUCCCACAAAUCUCUCUUCUCUUCUCUUGCAACCAAAACCUCAGUGUCACCAACUCCAUCAUCUUUCAGUUUCAAGUUUCAACUAUCUUACAAGCACACACUUCAAAUUCCAUUUCUUUUAAUCCAAACCAAACAAAACAACCAUCGAUCAUAAAAAAAUCUACCAAUUUUCUGCACAAUCCAGUGUCUGAAUUUGUAAUCCUCUUCGUAAAUCGAGUCAACACUGCUCAGAAACCAAAGUUUUAGAGCACAAUGGAAUCUGAAAAUGGAGUUGCAAUGGAGGAUGAGAAACAUGUUAUUGGGGAAACAGCCACCCUAAUGCAGAAAUUCAGGCCCAGAAUGAAGUAUCUGAACCCACAAUAGAACCUGAAAGCCACAAUUCAACAACAAGUAAGAUCCCAAAACGUUCCAAGGUACCAUAUACAGUGUAUCAGAAUCGUUUAUCGUCAAUGAAACAGUACCGCACAUAGUACAUGAUGGACCACUUUAACUACAGAGGCCAAACAUUUCCAAGAGCCUUUCUUUCCCAGCCAAAUCAGCUCGCGGAGAUGGUAUGAAGAAAAGCACUGAUGGAAUUCUUCUGAAGACAGAAAAUAAGCUUGCCAAUCAAGGUAAUGGGGUUAGAUCUUCGACUUUCGAGCAGGUUGACAAACUCUGAAGUAAACUCUAAGGAGGCAAAGACAAAUCCUGGAAAUUCUAACCAAAGGACUUCUUUGACAUCCACGAAUAGCUUUAAAUGCUCUGUGUUUGGAAGGUCUACUUCGGUUAAGGCAGUUGUGAAGAGUGUUACAUCUGAGGCAUCCGUACCUGUUGAUCAGAUUUCAAACCCAGCAAAAACUGAAAAAUCAAAUAAAGAGGAUGAUGAUUCUCAUUCCACUACUUCAAGUGCUACGCGGAGGAAUAGUGGUUCUGGAUUUUCCUCCAGAUUGCAAGAACGAGCUGAAAAGCGGAAGGAGUUCUUCUCGAAGCUAGAAGAGAAAAUUCAGGAAAAGGAGGCAGAGAAAACUAAUCUGCAAGAGAAAUCAAAGGAAAACCAGGAGGCGGAGAUCAAGCAAAUGAGGAAGAAGAUGACAUUCAAAGCCGCUCCAAUGCCAAAUUUCUAUAAGGAACCUCCUCCAAAAGUUGAACUGAAGAAGAUACCUACAACACGCCCAAAAUCCCCAAAACUUGGAAGGAACAAAGGAUCUGCUGUGAACACCAAUUUAGAGGAUAAAUCUUGUUCUAGCCCUCGUGUGAAGCAACAGCUGAAUGAUUCAACCAAGGCAAAGGUAAAGGGAUAUAAAGAUGUGAUUUCAAAGAAACCAAACAAAAAAUCUCAAGCCAAGCUGCAGCCUCAAGAAACCGCAACCAACAACAACAAAACCGAAAGUGAUUCUACAAGUAAGGUCUCAGAAACCAACCAAGAUGCAAAAGCUGGUGUAGGAAGCAAUGAAGAAUGUCAAGAUCUACCAGUUAGCAAUGCUGAAUUCCAAAAUGGCAUGGUCCAAAAUGACCUUGCUGAGAAUGGUGAUCUAGACUUGAAUACAUACACAGCCGAGAUUGUAUCAUAUGAGGUUACUGUUGGAGUAUAGAUUCAUGUACCUGGAAAGCAUUUAUUCAUAUUACCAGUUAUUUCAUUAUUAUUAUUAUUGUGAAUAUAGAGGUUUGCUUCAUAUUCAUCAUAAACAUGUAUUGCAUUGAAGAUAGUUGCUUCUUUUAUUAAAUUGUUACUGUUUGUAAUGAAUUGUAAGAGAGCCUUGUGAAUUCAUGAUUUUGCAAUCGGUUAA